Molecule: messenger RNA, 3521 nt
Organism: Spea bombifrons (plains spadefoot toad)
Lineage: Eukaryota; Metazoa; Chordata; Amphibia; Anura; Pelobatidae
Gene: OTOA
Product: otoancorin
Exons: 28
Coding region: 1-3411 (1136 amino acids)
Biological process (GO): cell-matrix adhesion
Cellular component (GO): cell surface
Source: RefSeq, a predicted model, not a curated record
AUGGGCAUAGAACUGAAGCUUUGUCCCCUGCUGAUGGUUUUCAUCCUGCCAGAGUUCGCAGCUGUCCGGAGCUCUCCUGUUCCAGAUUUGCCUUUUCAGCUGCUCGCUGGACUGAAAGAAAUAUUAUCUGGCAAAUACCUGAUUGGCCUUCUCGACAUUCUGCAAUCCCAGAGUUCUAACAAUAGCGCGUGGACCCCAGACUUAAUUGAGAAAGUUGGGAUGUAUUUAGCAUCUCAAAAUGUAUUUUCUAUUAGCGGUUUGCAGACAUCUGCGAGCCAAUACCUGGAGAAUAUUUCUGAAGAUCCCAAGUUUCUCCGGUCAGAAUUACAAAAACUUGACUCUGAGCAGUUUCAGCUAGCAAUGAAAUAUCUCCUUGGUGGUAAAAAGGAGCACUUUGAUGUGGCGGAUAUGGUCCUGGAUUUUGAGACACUACGAGACAAAGUUUUUCAGUGCCCUGGGGGAAACCGAACCAUAUUUCUUAUAACCCUGGAGAAGUGUCUUCCAGUCCUGACCUCAGCUGAUUGUGUGGACAUUCUGAGCCAAGUCAUACGGAUGUUCGGAGAGAGCUACCUACAAGCAGAUGUGAUAGCAAGUCUACCGUCUGAGUUACCAGAGGAGCCCUUCAGAAAUCUGUCAUCUGUGUUCAAGGAACUGUAUGACAAGAUCACAGCAAAUGAACGAAGAGCCCUCUAUGAAUGGAUGACUCAAAUCCUCCAAAAUACUCACAUGAGUAACGAUGUCAAUGAAUCCUCAUCAUGGGUCACUGCUGAAAACCUCUGGAUCUUGAGUAGAUACAUGGUCCUCUUACCACUAGAAGAAAUCAGGAAAAUACAUAUUAAUGAGAUACGAAUGUUUAUCAGCUGUGAUAAUGCUACGAAGCAGUUGGACACCGUAUAUGACAUUGCACCAGACCUCGCAAAAGCUUUCCUAGAACGUAUAAACUCCUCAGGAUUUGAUAUGAGAAACAUUUCAACCAUAUACAGGCUUGGGUUGCUUGUUUGCUUCUAUGAUGAUGUUCAACAGCUGGACCCAGCAGUGGCCAGAGCUUUGCUGCAUCAAAUGAUCAAGUGCAACCAGCUGAGGAGCUACCAUGCUGAAGUACAGAAGUUGAAGUCUGAGUUUCUCCAGAUUGCGAUGUUAAACCAGACGCUGAAUGAGAGCCUCGGAUCCCUUUCAGAUGCUAUAGUUGGCCUGACUCUGUCCCAGCUGGAAUCUCUUUCACCCGAGGCUGUGCAGGGGGCUAUCUUGACACUUCAGCAAGUUUCAGGGUGGACCAAGAGUCAGAUCAUGGUAUUGACUGCCAAAUAUCUCCAGUCUGAAAAGGUUUUAACAUUUUCCAAUAUCAGUCAACUGGGGGAACUUGCGUCUGGAAUUAGUGCUCAGUCAUUUUAUGAUAUGAACCCACGGGAGCUCUUAAUGGCUCUGAAAGUUGGACUUAACCAGUAUGGAUCAGGUCUAUCUCCAGCACAGAAGGAAGCCAUCUUAAGCAAGGUGCUGUCUUCUGGACAUUUCUCUUCAGUCGUCUUAGACAUGAAUGGAGAGUUAUUUAAAGAAGUCCCUCUUUCGAAUUUAUUUGAACAACAUGACCUGAAUGUUGCAGUCCUAAAGGACAAAAAGAUGAGGAAGAGUCAGGCCCUGCACUUGUUUGAAAUCAUGUCUCAUAAGUCCCCUCUGGUGGACCUGUUGAGUACAGGGCAUAUGGUGGAAGGUAUUACGUGUGAGCAGAUUGACAAUAUGAGCAAACCCAGUUUCCUAAAUCAUUACAAGCUCUUGGAAAAUAAUCUUCACCUACUUUCUCCGUAUCAGAUACAUUGCCUGGCUUGGAAAUAUUGGAAGAUUUCGCAAGCAACCAUACCGCCAUUCCUACUAGCAGUUCUGCCUUCAGGAUAUUUUGCGUCCCAUCCUCUCCCAUGUGGACCGCUGCUAAAAGGCCUCGGAAAGAUUGAUCUAAAGAAUUUGGGGUUGAAUACCCAGAAGCAGAAUAUGGUGCUUAGCAAAGUCCACCAGUGCCUGAAUAGUUCUAUUUCUGACGUUUACCAGCUAGACGUACUUGGGAACCUCAUCUGCCAUUUGUCGCCAAGCACCAUACGUAGCGGCCUAGCCACAGAUGUGGUCGCAGCUACAAUUCAUCUGUUAAAGAAAUGUACAAGCCUCAGCCUUGAGCAAAAUACAGAAAUUAAACAAAAGAUUCUGGAACAUUAUGGAGACCCGUCGAACUGGACGUCUGGUUUGGUAUCCUUCUGGGGUCUGUUGUCAAAAAACGAGUUCACGGGAGUGUUAAAGAAGUUCAAGGGUACAGUUAUGCAGAUGGUAUCGGAAACAGUAGAAAUUCCUUUGAAUAAAGGGAUUUUAUCAGCGAUAUUCCAUGCGGUUCGUAAUACCUCUGUUCCUCAUCACUCAGCAGACUGUGCAGGGAUCACAUCGCCCACGGCUGAUGAAAUUAUGAUCCUAGCAGAAGCCAACGUCUUUUGGUCCACAGUGGAAUUGCAGUGCAUUGGCAGAGAAGUCUUCACGAGGACUGUGCACAUCCUCGGCUCUAUAAGAAACUUAAAGCGGCCUCAACUCCAUGUACUGAAGGAAAAGGCCAAAGAGGUGUGGGGGGAACCAUCAGAUUGGAAGAGUUACCAUAUGACAUCCCUAGGACGCAUCAUAACAGCUCUGAGCGAAUCUGAAAUAGACCUGCUGGAUUUAAGCUCCAUAGAUGCAGUUUCAGUACUUGGCCAGCAGGGGGAAUGGACGGAAGUUCAGGCAAGGUGCAUUUUUCAAGGGUUUCUUAAUGACUCUACAAAAUCCAUGGAGAAUCUGAAAAGUUUCGAGCUGGCGGGACUUGGGGGCGCGUUGUGUGCAGCUGAUCCACAGCAAAUACACCAGAUCCCGACUACAGAGUUUAGGGCUGUUAUAUCGAGGAUCGGAUCUCUGCCCUGCAGCCUGAACAUUCUGCAAGAAUUUAAACAGAAAGCAGAGAUGAUAUAUGGAGAGCCUGAAACAUGGAACCGAUCUGUUCUCCAUGACAUCGCACAUAUUGCAGCUGGUUUAAACAAAGAGGACUUAAGGUCACUGAAUCCAAGCGUGAUGCCUUAUAUUCAUCCUGAUGCUAUUAAAUACAUCCCCGCCGACAGUUUCAAGGCGCUGUCGCCAGAGCAAAUUGUGAGCCUUGGUCCUGAAAAUGGAGCCAAGGUGACGGAUGCACAGCGUGAGCAGCUCGAUGCCGUGCAGCUGCAGAGCCUCAGUCAGGCACUUGAUGGCGCCAGAGUAAGGAUAAAAGAUUCCGAAACUCACACUUCACCCUUUACAACCAAAGUUACCCCCUCGCCAGUCUCACAGGAUGCUGCACAGACAGUGGAUUUAUUCCAUCUUGGCCGCUUUUGUCUGCUACUUCAUGUUUUAACAACUGCCUUGUUUUUUGCAUAACGUAUGAGAGUAUAUAAUGCAGCCUGGGCACGAGAUCCAUGUGUUAUUAGCCACUGAUAGUGGGGUAAUGUGGACUGAUUACCAGGAGCUGGAACUGAUUAAAUGUGGAU